Molecule: messenger RNA, 1065 nt
Organism: Morus notabilis
Lineage: Eukaryota; Viridiplantae; Streptophyta; Magnoliopsida; Rosales; Moraceae
Product: probable WRKY transcription factor 11
Exons: 4
Coding region: 64-1065 (333 amino acids)
Biological process (GO): regulation of DNA-templated transcription
Molecular function (GO): sequence-specific DNA binding; DNA-binding transcription factor activity
Source: RefSeq, a predicted model, not a curated record
CACUCUUCCUCAUAAAAAAAAACCCAAUUCUCUCUCUCCAAUUUCUCUCUCUAAGCUUCUUCAAUGGCGAUCGAUGUCGCCGGCUUCUCCAAAGACGCCUCCACCAUAGAGGAAGCCGCAUCCGCCGGCCUCAAGACCAUGGAGCAUCUGAUCCGCGUCAUGUCCACGUUGUCCGACAAAAACGACAGCAACCAAACCCAAACCUUAGCCCUACAUCACCUCGAUUUCCGCGAAGCGACCGACUUCACCGUUGCCCGAUUCAAGCAGGUCAUCUCGAUCCUCAACCGGAGCGGCCACGCCCGGUUCCGCCGCGGUCCGGUCCGGCCGGAGAAGGAGGCGGCGAAGUCCUAUGAUUGUAAGGCGUCUUCCUCCGCCACUGAGUCGAGGUCCGAGUACUCGGCGAGUCAGUACUCGUCGACGUCGUUUGUGUCUUCCGUCACCAGAGACGGCAGCGUUUCCAAUGGUAAGGUGGGGCCCGCGCUCUUGCCCCCUCCGGUUCCGGCUGUCCCCGCCGGAAAACCGCCGCUCGCUGGCCGGAAAAGGUGCCAUGAGAGCGCUCUCUCCUGCGACGUCGCCGGAAAAACCAUCUCGGCUUCUUGCCAUUGCCACAAAAGAAGGAAAAACAGGUUCAAAAAGUCAAUUAGAGUUCCCGCAAUUAGCUCAAAGAUUGCAGAUAUUCCUCAAGAUGAGUAUUCAUGGAGGAAAUAUGGUCAAAAGCCGAUUAAAGGCUCGCCUUUUCCACGUGGGUAUUACAAGUGCAGUAGCGUGAAAAGCUGCCCCGCUAGGAAACACGUGGAGCGCGCUAAGGACGAUCCCGCCAUGCUGAUAGUCACCUACGAGUGGGAGCACCGUCACCCUAGCAUGUUACCGACCGAGGCCGCCGCAGGCGCUGAAUCGCAAGCACCAGAAAGAGCCGUUGAGGAAACUGCAAAUCUGAGCCGUGGUGGAUGUACUAGAGGUCGUGGACCUCAUGGUCGUAAUGAUGGUGGGCGUGGAGGAGAGGCAAGUGCUAGUACAAGUGUUGCAAGUUCUAAGAAGAAAUGCAAGCGCACAUCAACAGUUUGA